Messenger RNA from Microcebus murinus (gray mouse lemur), 945 nucleotides. Its product is annotated as olfactory receptor 5H8. Gene Ontology annotation, cellular component: membrane. Gene Ontology annotation, molecular function: olfactory receptor activity; G protein-coupled receptor activity. Gene Ontology annotation, biological process: G protein-coupled receptor signaling pathway. The record is from RefSeq and is a predicted model, not a curated record. Lineage: Eukaryota; Metazoa; Chordata; Mammalia; Primates; Cheirogaleidae.
AUGUGCACUGAGGACAUGGAGAAGGAAAAUGCGACAUUGCUGACAGAAUUCAUUCUCACAGGACUUACAUAUCAAUCAGAGUGGAAAAUCCCCCUGUUCCUGAUAUUCUUGGUGAUUUAUCUCAUCACCAUCAUGGGGAACCUUGGUUUGAUUGCCCUCAUCUGGAAUGACCCUCACCUUCACAUCCCCAUGUACUUAUUCCUUGGAAGUUUAGCCUUUGCGGAUGCUGGGUUAUCAUCCACAGUGACCCCCAACAUGCUGGUCAGCUUCUUAACCAAGAGUCAGAUGAUGUCUCUCUCUGAAUGCAUGGUACAAUUUUUUUCCUUUGGAAUCAGUGCAACCACAGAAUGUUUUCUCUUGGCAGCAAUGGCGUAUGAUCGCUAUGUAGCCAUAUGCAAACCUUUACUCUAUCCAGUGAUUAUGACGAAUGCACUUUGCAUCCGGCUAAUAGUCUUGUCAUUUGUAGGUGGUUUUCUUCAUGCUUUAAUUCAUGAUGCAUUUUUAUUCAGAUUAACUUUCCAUAAUUCUAACAUAAUACAUCACUUUUACUGUGACAUUAUACCAUUGUUAAAAAUUUCUUGUACUGAUCCUUCUGUUAAUUUCCUAAUGCUUUUUAUUUUGUCUGGUUCAAUACAGGUAUUCACCAUUGUGACUGUUCUUAUCUCUUAUACAUUUGUUCUCUUUACAAUCUUAAAAAAGAAGUCUGCCAAAGGCAUAAGGAAAGCCUUCUCCACCUGUGGAGCUCACCUCUUAUCUGUGUCUUUAUACUAUGGCCCUCUCCUCUUCAUGUAUGUGCGCCCUGCAUCUCCACUAGCAAGUGAUGAAGAUAUGAUAGAGUCUCUUUUUUACACUGUCAUCAUUCCCUUGUUAAAUCCAAUUAUCUACAGUCUGAGAAAUAAGAAAGUCAUAGAUUCACUGACAAAAACAUUAAAAGUAAAUGUUUAG